Molecule: messenger RNA, 2150 nt
Organism: Episyrphus balteatus (marmalade hoverfly)
Lineage: Eukaryota; Metazoa; Arthropoda; Insecta; Diptera; Syrphidae
Product: angiotensin-converting enzyme-like
Exons: 6
Coding region: 113-1909 (598 amino acids)
Biological process (GO): proteolysis
Cellular component (GO): plasma membrane
Molecular function (GO): peptidyl-dipeptidase activity; metallopeptidase activity
Source: RefSeq, a predicted model, not a curated record
ACACUAUUUUAUUUUGGCAAUCACUGUAAUAUUGGUUUGUCAAGUCAGUAGUCAACAAUUAAAUUCCAAUGAAACAGAAGCUAGAAAUUUCUUAAAUUGUACAAGUGAAGAAAUGUUUACAUUUUUCAAUAAUUUAACUGAUAAAAAAUUUAAUUUCGACGUAAAUUCUCAACGCAAUCAAUACAAAUUAAAUCGAAAUUACGUAAAUUUUGUAAAUAAAAUUGUUACGAAUGCAAAAAAAUUCGACUUUAACAACUUUAAAGAUAAAGAAUUAAAAUAUGCAUUUGAAGUUUUGGUUCAAUUAGCUGAUGAGAAUAUAAUUGGAGCAUCUCGAAAUUCAAGAUUAUUAGAGUCUUUGAGAGAGCUUGAUUAUUUACCAAGCUAUAAAGAAAUUCCAGAAUAUGAUGAUGAUAGAGUGAAAUUAUCAUUUAAAUCACAUGUUGAAGAAAUAAUGAAAAAAACUACUGAUGAAGAAGAACUCAAACACUAUUGGAUUGAGUGGAGAAAUGUAACUGGAAAUUGGGCAGAGGAUAAUCUUAUGAUCACUAUUGACGCAAUUAGGGACGCUGCUGCUUUGAGUGGUCUAUCACCUGUAGAAUUUUGGUCUAGAGGCUUCAACAUAACCGAUAUGGAACAUUUAAUGUGGAAAACACGUUCUCUUUAUUGGCAACUUCAUGCGUUCUUUCGAAAUCUAUUGCAAAAAAAAUUUGGCAAAUCUAUUAUUGGACCAAGUAGACUAAUUCCUGAUCAUUUAUUUCGACAAAUUGGACAUCAAAUUAUGACAAACUAUAGCAUAAUUGAAGAAUUGUUUCCCUACAAUAGUCUUCCACAUAUAGAUGUUGACGCACACUAUUCAUCAACAUUGUAUGAAAUUGCCGACUUAUUUUAUCAAAAUUUAGGUUUUGAGAAAUAUCCAUCAAAUAUUUGGGAAGAUCGUAUAAAAAUAUUUCAACCUAACAAAUCAGUUGAAAAUGAAGAAGAAGAUGAAGAUAAAGAUAAAACUGAUGAUGAUUAUUCAUUUGUUCAUUAUGAUUAUGAUGAAGAUAGAGAAAUUGAUAAAGUCGAUAAUUGUGAAGUUCGAACUAUUUAUAAAACUCCCAAUAUAUCUCUACAAUAUUGUGAUAAUAUGGACUUUUUGGAUUUUCUUGAAGCUCACGCAGAAAUGGGAAAGCUUUAUUAUGCCAAAGAAAUGAAAGGUUUGCCAGCAUAUUUUUUUGGUGCCCCGCAAAAUUUAGACUAUGCAAUUGGAAAGACUGCAAUGCUUACAGCAUCGACUUAUGACUAUGUAGAGAAGAUUGAUACUCGAUUGAUUGGAUUUUAUGAUAUCACAAGUAAAAUUGAAAUGAAUCGAGUUUUUCGAAUGGCUGUACAACGAUUUUUAUACCUACCAUUAGAUUUUGUUCAUGCUCAAGUUAUGAUAGAUUUGUUGUCAGAAACCAUUACAUUCGAGGAACUUAACGAUCAUUAUUGGUAUAACAUGAUGACAUAUGCUGGGAUAAAGGCUCCAGAAGGACAUACUACUGAUACUUAUGAUUUUCCUUUCAAUUUUUAUCAAGAAAUGAACAACAAUCAAAUGUCAAUUGAAUUUACAACAGAAAUUUUGAGUUUUCAAAUUCAUAAAAAAUUAUGCGAACUUAGUGGAAAAUUUCCAAAAAAAGCUUUGCAUUUUUGUAGCAUAUAUGGAAAUGGAAAUCGAACCAGAGAUGCUGGUAAUGCAUUAAAAAAAAUGAUGAAAUUUGGAAAAUCAAAACCAUUUAACGAGGUUUUGGCGUCCAUGUUUCCUGAAGAUCCGAAAGUUACUGCUGAUGGAAUAUUGGAAUUCUUUAAACCACUCAAUAAAAUGCUUGUUAGAAGGAACAAAAAAGCUAACAUUAAUGUUUUGGGUUGGGAUCUUACUUUGAUUGAUUGAUUUUGAAUGACUUUUAGACAGUUAAAGGCUUUGAACGUAAAAUUCCUUUACACAGGUUCUUAAAGCUCCAAACAAAAUAAAUAUAUAUUUCUUUUGAACUUGUUUAUUUUAUAAAAGAUUAAAUAUUUUUUAUCUUGUGUAUGAAUGUCAUUUAAUUGAAUUAUCAACUUGUAUCAAAUUACAUUAAGCCCAGAUAAGCUAUAGACCAAAGAUAAAAAAAAUAAAAUAUACUUACAUCCAA